Protopolystoma xenopodis is the source of this 333-nucleotide messenger RNA. The record is from the annotation of a GenBank genome assembly. NCBI's taxonomy places the organism in Eukaryota, Metazoa, Platyhelminthes, Monogenea, Polystomatidea, Polystomatidae.
AUGCAUCACCUUCUUAAGUCGCAAAUUCGCUCCUCCCCGGCAUCUUCGGGCUCUUCCUCUGCUCCUAUUCGUCCUCAUGCCAUUUCAUGCCUGGAUCCUCGGUUCUCGCAGGCCUCGGAAUCCACACUCCUACCGGCCUCUUUUGCCGACCAGCCAAGUUGCCGCCCAACUCUCAGUCAGCUCGACAUAUUCGGCCUGCUUGAAGGGAUUCGACAGAAUCGGCGCCACUACCAGACCGUCUGGACCCGGCUUGCCGGUCUCAUGACCGACGGUCUCGUGGUGCUCGCCGACCUGCUUCCGUCUGUGCCUCGAGCCCGACCCGGUGGCCGGUAG